Messenger RNA from Racocetra persica, 345 nucleotides. Lineage: Eukaryota; Fungi; Glomeromycota; Glomeromycetes; Diversisporales; Gigasporaceae. The record is from the annotation of a GenBank genome assembly.
AUGGAAGAUUAUACUUUUGAGUCUGUUGGCUUCACGACAUCUUUCAAUGCUACAACACAAAGGUUCAGAAGAUCAAUAGAUAUAUUUCAUAGCUAUAUGUCGGAUUAUUUUCUAACUAAUUUUAAAAUAUUAUCAAGUAGUUCUCUAGAAUUUGAUGUAGUUUCAGAUUUAGAAAGAAGAUUUUUAAGCAAUCUAGCUAUAGAAAUAAACUCUGAGGUUAUGCAAAACCAAAGCUCCCAAAGCUUUAAAAAUUAUACAGUCGUCUUACUGGAUAAAGCUACUGGUGGUUCAGAAAAUGAAAUGCUAUUUGAAGAUUGUGAUCAGAAUUUUAGUUCAGAAAAUGAA